Molecule: messenger RNA, 2374 nt
Organism: Paramuricea clavata
Lineage: Eukaryota; Metazoa; Cnidaria; Anthozoa; Malacalcyonacea; Plexauridae
Source: the annotation of a GenBank genome assembly
AUUUCUGUGUUGAAUUUAAUCUGACACAAUUAGUCAAAGAACCAACAAGAGUGACCGAUACUUCUCAGACCCUCAUCGAUGUAGCCUUAACUACAAAUACCAAUAUUAUAGAUACAUGCGAUGUAAAACCGGCGGCAUUAAGUGAUCAUAGUUUGGUUUGUUUGAUACUAAAAUUGAAGUCUCCUCGACCCCGUUGUACGUUUAUCACUACCAGAAGCUAUAAAAAUUAUAACCGGGAAAAGUUUGUGGAUGAUUUGGCACUAAAUGUUCCCUUUCAUAUGGUUAGUUGUUUUGACGACUUAGAUGAUCAAGUUGAGGUUUUUAAUUGUUUAUUCUUGGAUGUUCUGGAUAAACACGCUCCAAUAAAACGAAUUAAAAUUAAGUCGAGACCAAAUCCCUUUAUUACCCCUGAGAUUAGGCAACUUAUAAAAACACGCGAUAAGUGGCACAAAAGUGCAAUUAAAACAAAUGAUAAAAUGCAUUGGAAUGCAUAUCGUUCUUUUCGGCAAGAGGUGAAGCGCGAAAUUCGAUUUGCAGAAAAGGAACAUGUAUGUAAUGAAAUAAAUAAUAGUAAUGGUAAUACAAAUUCUAUUUGGAAAGUUAUAAACCGUUGCCUCCCGAGACGACAACCACAAUUUGUCUCAACAGAAGACCCAAAAACACAAGCAUUCAGAUUUAAUGAGUACUAUGCGUCGGUGGGGAUAAACGCUUCUGCUAUGGCCGAUGAAAUUGCUGAAAAAUUGGGUUUUACAACAAGUGUCAGUGAUUAUCAAGAUACAAAUAGCAAUAUGAGUGAUGUAAAUUGCGCUCCUUUCACCUUUCAUUCUGUGACCCAAGAUGAUGUAAAUAGGAUUAUAAAAAGUUUACCAUCGAAUAAAGCUCCUGGAUAUGAUAAAGUAACAGCUAGAAUUUUAAAGGACAGUUUACCCGUGACGAUUCCUACAAUUACAAACUUAAUAAAUUACUCCUUUUCAUCAUGUGAGUUUGCUCAAGUUUGGAAACGAGCGGAGGUUACACCGUGCAUAAAAUCGGGAGAUCCUGAUGAGCAGACUAAUACACGUCCAAUUUCGCUUCUGCCUAUCAUAUCUAAAGUUGUUGAGAGAUCAGCACAUGUGCAAUUCACUGAAUAUUUAGAUUCAAACGGAAAAAUUGCCCAAUUUCAGUCAGGAAAUCGGAAAAUCCACUCCACGGAAACAGGACUUCUCUAUUUUACUGACGAAAUUCUAAAGAAUAUGGACAUGAAACAAGUAUCAGUUGUUGUGCUAUUAGACAUGUCUAAAGCGUUCGAUAGCAUUCGCCAUGAUUUGAUGUUGUCCAAGUUACGUAAAGUAGGUGCAGGUGACUCGGCAAUAACCUGGUUUGAAAGCUAUUUGUCCCGACGUACACAGACCGUGAAAAUACAAGAUACCCUUUCCACGUCUUUGCCUCUGUCUGUGGGUGUACCACAAGGUUCCAUUUUGGGACCACUUUUAUUUACAGUAUACGUAAACGAGAUUCUGUCAGUUCCUAGAAGAUGCAAAUCUAUGGGUUAUGUUGAUGUACAAAAACUUUCAUCGCCUUUCCACCACGUGAUCUUAGCAGCGCUAUAUCUGAUUUGAAUGAAGAUCUAAAUGAGAUAUCGAGAUGGUGUUGUGCAAACUCGCUUCUAAUAAAUUCGGAAAAAACAAAGGUUCAAGUAAUCGGGGUCUCGCAAUUGAUCCGUAACCUACCACCGAUACCACCCAUCAAGAUAUUAGGAAAGGUGAUCAAUCCUGUUCCCGUAGUCAAAGACUUAGGCGUUAGUAUUGACUGUUAUCUUAGCUAUAAUGAAAAUACUAAGGAAUUAGUUUCAAAUUGCAUGUUUAAACUGUCAAGAAUUAAUCGGAUCAAACAUUUGCUUGAUAGAAAAACCAUUCUCCUCCUGAUGGAAGUAUUUGUUUUCAGUAAGUUAUUUUAUUGCUCAACUAUAUGGAGCAAUACAUCUAAACAAAAUGUAAAGAAGUUGCAACUAGUGCAGAAUUUUGCUGCAAGAAUUGUUCUGGGACUCAGGAAAUAUGACCAUAUUUCUGAAGGCAUACAAUCUUUGAAAUGGCUCAAUGUAAAGGACACACUAUUCCUAAAUGAUGCCGUUAUGGUCCAUAAAUGCCUUCAUGGCAGAGUACCAGCAUAUUUAUCCGAUAAGUUUAUGCCUCGUUCUGCCAUACAUAGCAGAUCGACUAGACAUUGUAAUGAUUUAAAUUUGCCCAAAUGUAGGCUUGCAACUGGGCAAAGAAUGUUUUCCUAUCGGGGGGCAAAACUGUAUAAUGAACUGCCUCUUGAUAUUAAGGAAAUUGAGAACACUAGAUUUUUUAAGAAAAGACUUCGAAAUGAACUCAGAAAGAACUUAUUGAGUUAA